Drosophila subobscura is the source of this 4511-nucleotide messenger RNA. It is a transcript of the gene Rif1, whose product is annotated as telomere-associated protein RIF1. The transcript is spliced from 4 exons. Gene Ontology annotation, biological process: telomere maintenance. The record is from RefSeq and is a predicted model, not a curated record. The coding region runs from base 112 to 4320 and encodes 1402 amino acids. Gene Ontology annotation, cellular component: nucleus. NCBI's taxonomy places the organism in Eukaryota, Metazoa, Arthropoda, Insecta, Diptera, Drosophilidae.
GCAGCAGUUCGCGCGCUUUUCUUCAUUGUGAAAAAAAAAACCUUGUGGCAUUAACUUUUGCCCACUUAUAUAUUUAAUAAUAGUCAACUAAAAGAUAACGCAAACACAGAAAUGGAUACCGAAGACGUUGCAAAAGCGGGGGAAGCAUACCACACCGUGCAGCUGUCGACCAAAGAAGUGCUUUCGUCUGGUCGUCGUCAGAAUUAUUGCACCAUGAUAAACUUGCUGGCCAGCAGCUGCAAGACUUCGGGCCUGAUAGGCACUUCCUUCACUGAUAAUGAACUCGUUGAAUUCUGGCUGGGCGAAAUCCUACCGCUGAUGUUCGACGCAGACCGGAACAUACAGAACUGUGCCGUGGCCGCGAUGGCGGAGGCUCUGGUGGCCCUGGACGUGAGCGUGAUACAUGCAGCGAGCUGUUGGCAGCAAUUGAGGAGCGACUUUGUCAACAAGUACAUACCGCUGAUUGGGGAGAUGCGAGAUGCAAAGAACCCAAACUGGCACAAGAUCUGGACACUGUUGGUGCAGAUAAUGGACGAGGAGCUGCUGCGGGGCUGCACCUACAUCAACAAAUUCCUGUCCAUCGUUGAGCUGGGCUUCCGCAAUGUAGACCACGCAGUGCGCUCCGAGUCCUUCCUCUGCUGGCGCGUGCUCAUAAAGAUUUUCGCUGCCUACGAUGAGCUGGCAUCCUCGAAGCGCCUUCGCCUGCUCUUGAUACCCCUGCGCACCUCUCAGUCGCGCUCCUCUCAUGUGAGCGGAAUCAAGCUGAGGGUCUGGUGGUACCUCAUCACCUGCCUGCACUCGGAGCUGCCAAAGACCUUCGACAAUGCCGUCGAGCACUUCCUCAGCUUCACAUUUGGCGGGGGCCCGCGAGGUCUUGCCACCGGAUUGGCCCAUAACUAUCAGUCAUCCCGGGAGCUCGCUCUGCCCUGCUUGGUCUCGCUGUGGAAUGUAGACUUCAGUGAGCCCCUGCAGCGUCUGAUGCGUGACCUACGCCUGGAGACCCUCGCCCAGCCCUCACCAUUGAUGAGUGAGGAGGUCCUGCAGCAGCACUGGCGUCCCCUGCUGGCGGCCGCAGUGGCCGGCAUGAAGCUGCUCAGCGAGAACGACUCGACGGAGUCGGAGCAGCUGUUGCUCCAACUACUGAUGCGCAACCUAUGCCUGGCAAUGUUCAGGCUGGGCGUUGCACCCUUCAACAUAGCCUGCUGCGGGGAAAUCGAGUCGAGUCUGCUAUACGCUGACGGCUCAACUGGUCGCGUAGUGCGUGCCGUUUUCAACACCAUAGCGAGCGAGACCCUAGAGAUGAAGCGUGUGGCCGGCAGCGACUUCCUGGACGUCCUCGAGGCGUACCUGAAGCUGUGCCUCAAGGCCAAGAAGGAGGUGCCGCCGUCCAUACUGCAGAGAUGCAUAUCGUCGAUUUUCGCCACAAACAACAUUGAUGCCAGCAACCAAAAUGAGUUUCGUUUGCUCAGCUCGUUCGCGGAGCUCCUGAUGCAGCCCAACGAGGAGGAGGAUCACGAAGACUUUGCCGUUAAGCUGCACAUCUGGCGACAGGUGUCACAGGCCAUGACCAGCUACCUGCGCGACAAUGCGCUCGAGUAUCGACUGCCGCAUAAUGCCGCCCUGCUGGACACUUGGGUGCUGUGGCCUCUGCAGACCUGCGCCGCCUUUGCCGGCCGCCGCGUGAGCAACGUCUUCGACAGCAGCUUCUGCGAGCAGUGGCGACAGCUCAUCAACGCCGGCCAGAACGGCCCCGAUAGGAAGAAGUUCUUGGGGGACCUGAAGACGACCUUGGUCGAUCUGCUGAAGAGCAAAGAUGAGCCGCUCUUCUACGAGUUCUUCGACGCGUAUGUGUCCGCAGUGCUCAAGCUGGGCCUCUGCAAAGAUCCUCCCCUGUACAAGGAUGUAUUCGGCCUGCUCCAGGCCGUGUUUGAGCAUCCGACGCAGCCGAUCCUGGAGGCCUGCCUCAAUACGCUGCGUAAUGUGAUUCUUGAUUUGCGCCAGAACGAACUGAUGGUGGUCUUUGAUGCCCUAAAGCCGACUUUAACGGCUGCCAUUCAGUGCUGGAACAAGCAAAAGUGCGAGGGCAGCUUUCUGGACGAGUGGAAGCGGUCCAUUCAGGAGAAGUUCCGCAAGCUGCAAAUGAAGACGAUGGCCAACCAGCUAAGGGAUAUCUUCAAGGGCGAGGAUCUGUUCGUUAUCAUACCCUCUGUGUGGAGCUUGAAUCCGGAGAAACUGACGGAUCGCCAGAAGGAACGCUUCGCGGAGAAAUCGGACAUUCCCGCUCUGUACAAUGACAUGAGCCAGUCCCAGGACUCUUCCUCAAUUAAGCCGUGGACGCCCAAGAAAGUGGUGAUUGCCAAGAGCAAGCAGGGCGAACUGGCCAUCGCAGCCGAGGAUAAUAACGAGGAUGAUGUGAUCGUUAUCUCGGAAAGCCUGCCCGUCGUCGAGCCGGCCGUCACUCCCAGUCGCAAGAGACAAGAGGCUGCCAAUCCCGGUACCGAUCCAAGCACAGAGAAUAAAUUCCGCAAGCCACGCACUCUGGCGGAAACAUUGGAGGAGCCCAGUGAGGAGUUGCCUAUGCGUCAGACCCGGAAGCGUGCAGCGAUGAAAGAAGCGGAAACACAGCCACCACCUGCCACGCCCGAGCGACAGCUACGGUCGCCCAAGAAGACACAGCCACUGCCAUUGCCACUGCCAGUGGCUUCCCCCUCUACUAGUUUAGCAGCUGUCGGCAAAAUAAGGAUCGCAAAAUCCACCCCCAUGCAAAGCGAAGAUUUAUUCCCAGAGGCAGCAACUGCUGCUGCUGAUCCUCUGGAUACCCAGUUAACCCCACCGGAUAUGCCAGUGGAACCGAUAGCCUCCACUCAAUUCCUGCCCGGAAGCAGUGCGGAGGCAAUUCCCGCUUCAGAGACCUCGCCAAGGAAACCCAGUGCUCGCUUGUGCAAUUUGAAUUCUCCACCGGAUCGCAAGCAGACCAACAACUCCACCAGCCCCACACUGCGGCCGAAGCCAACUGGGCACUUGACCGGACGUGGGGCUCAGCUGAUCAAUAUGAUUCGCAACAAGAAACUGGACGGUGGCGGUGGCUCUAUCUCGCCGUAUGCCCCCCUGUCGGGUCGUGUUCAGGUCACUCCGGCCCGUGUGCUCGACCGUGCAGAGCAGAUGUUCACGCCCACCAGUGAGCUGAACGAGCUGACGGGCACAGAGCAUACGUCCACCCCCAUACACGCCAAAGAGUUGCUGGUGUUCUCGAAGCGUCUGCCCUCUCCCUCGGCCAGUCCGUCGGUGAGCAUCCUGAAGCGAAAGUUGCGCUGUGAGAGCAUCGAUGACUCCAUGUCGUACGAGUCGCCAGCCCUGAAGCGCAAGCGUGUAAGUUUCCACGAUCCACCCGUGUCUGUGACCAAGGAAUAUCUGCGGGACGCGGACGAGAGUCGCAGCAGCAAGCCCAAGCGCUGUCUGCUGAUGGACAAGAUCGCCCAGACAUCCGCACUGAAGCGCCGUGGUCGCCUGGACAGCAUCAUUGAGAUUGAGAGGUUUGCCCACGAGCAAACGGCCAGGUCAGCCACAGCGGACAAAAUGCUUGACAAGUCCACAGAUGUUGUGGAGGAGGAGGCUUUCACCACCCUCAAAUGGAACGACUCAACAACGACGACCCCCAAUUCCAAUGCCGGGGCAGCCAACACUGGGGAGAGCCACAAGAAAUCGAGGACAGAGACCGCAGUCUGCCAGGAUCUGGCUAUUAUGGACACAGACAAGGCGCUAGAUCUGUUGGUGAGCCAGUGCCCCCUGGAGACCGUUCUGCAGCGCUACUUUGACGAGGCCGCAGGCCCCCCUCAGAAGAGUGCCAGCAUUGUGGCCAAGUUCCUGUCCAGCCAAAUGAGCAAUAACGAUAAGCUCAAGACGAAUGUGCUGGAGACACUUUCCGAGAAUCAUUCCAAGGACUUUCUGGACCACGCCGUGCGCGAGAACCUCUCGUCGGUGGUGUGUGAUCGGCUCAAUCUGAACUCGGUGCUCGACUACAUAUGCGCCAAGUCCAAGAUCAACAACAACUGCCGUAACAGCCUGUUGGCCCAGGUCCCUGACAUCCUCCAGAGCGGCAAUCGCUCCGACACGGAGCGCUUUGCUUUCGUACAGCAGUUGCUGCUCCAGUGCAGUCCCAGCGAUGACCAACUGUUUGAUCUCAUCAACACCCUGAUACGUGCUCGCAGCGAACGUAACACAAACAGAAGCAGCAGCAGCGCCAGCGGCAGCGUAACUAUUGCCAGCGGCAGUGUAGACAAUGUGGCCGAAACAGCCGCGGACUCUUCCUCUAAUUUGUAGAGAGAUCCUGACAGAAAACAUAAAUAAAUGUAUUUAUUGCUGUCGAAGGAUACGUACUACUUGGAUCUUAGUUUAGCUUUAGGUUUAUCUUUAAGUGGAUUAUGCUAAUACCAUAAGUUAAAAGUUUCGCAUUUAUAUUGCAAAGUUUUGAAUAAAUCAAGUUUUCAAUUUUUAAACCUACAAUUUUGAAA